Molecule: messenger RNA, 801 nt
Organism: Leptosomus discolor (cuckoo roller)
Lineage: Eukaryota; Metazoa; Chordata; Aves; Leptosomiformes; Leptosomidae
Source: RefSeq, a predicted model, not a curated record
AUUUGGAACCAGUAUUUUUCUGCAAAAGAUACAGUUUAUGCUGUUAUUCCUGCAGCGAAGUUUGAUGUAAUGUGGAAGAGAGCCCAGAAAUGUCCAUCGUUUCUGUAUGCUUUACCAAGAAAAGAAGGCUAUGAGUUCUUUGUGGGGCAGUGGUCAGGAACAGAAUUGCACUUCACUUCUCUAAUAAACAUUCAGACCCAAGGUGAAGCUGCUCCUAGUCAGUUGGUCCUGUACCAUUAUCCUGAGCUGCAGAAGGAAAAAGGGAUAGUACUAAUGACAGCUGAAAGGGACUCCAAGUUCUUGGUGGUCCAUGAAGCCCAGUGCUUGGCGAAUCAGGUGCAGCUUUUCUAUGCGACGGAUCGUUCAGAGACCUAUGAAUUGGUGGAGACCUUCAACCACAGAUCUAGUGAAUUUAAAUAUAUGUCAGUUAUAGCAGAGCUUGAGCAAAGCGGACUUGGGCGAGAACUGAGACCUGGUCAGGUUUCUGACAAGUCGUAGAGCCUGACCUGCAGGUGAAGCAAGCCAGCAGUAGGCAGGGGGUCUCCUGGAUAGAGUGGCCUGUCUCUUGUUUUACAAAUUCGAUUUGGCUACAGGAAGGAUCUAGAGACAUCCUAGGGUGAUAGUCAAGGCUGUCUGGCACUGAUGCAAGAUGAGGACUUGGGCCAUCUGAACAACUGUAACUAAUAGCCAUAUUGGAGGCCUGUACUUCAGUGCAACUUCAUCAGAAGGAGCCGGUUUCCUGUCUUGUAACUUACUGCUGCGUGCUGUAUUUUUGAAAGCAAAUCAGGUGACAGAAGGGGA